GCCGAGGUCUAGAAGCCACUAAAAAAAAACUAGCACCAGGAUAUCAUUGAUGACUCAGAUUUGUCUUCCUAUAACUUAAAAGGGAGGCUGGAAAAAUCUUCUCAGGCUGCUUGACACGCUCGCACCCCCUCCCCAUACUGUGUACACCCCCUUCUGGUGCCGAGAAAAGAAGUGAAGGGAAGAAGAAACAGAGGGAAGGGACUGGAGACUGUGAAGCAGAAGCAAGUCGGGGGAGGGAGGGUGGUGGAAAGCAGCGAGAGGUUGAUUACACGUUUCGAAGACGUUUCCAAGGAGUGAUGGGGAAAACCAAAACCGAACCAGUUGUUGUAGAGUCAAUUCUGACUCAUGGAGACCCCAUGUGUACAGAGUCAAAUUGCAUUCCUUAAGGUGUUUAAGGCUGUGAUCUUUGGGAAGUAGAUUGCCAGGCCUUUCUUCCUAGGUGCCUCUGGGUGGGUUCAAACCCUCAACCUCUAGGUUAAUAAUAGAGCACUUAACUUUUCAUGCCAUCCAGGGGCCCCAAGAGCAAUGGAGGGGUGUUCUUCUGGGGAUAAGCCUCUUUUCCUUCCCCUCCCCAACAGUGAGCACUUGGGGUCCGGGUUAGGGCAGAGGAGGAAAUGGGAAGAGAGAUAGAGAGUCUCAGAGACCAUUGUUCUUGGGCAACGGGAGGCCAGAAGCUGAAGGGAGACAUCGGAUCUACAGUUCCAAGCUGGGGCCCGAAGGAGCAGAAGAGUUGGAUUGAAGGUGAAGGGCCGUGGGCCCCCCCUCCCCCAUCUCACUGCCUCCAGGAAUAUUCCAUGACAGUUAGGGGCUCUGUCCUGUGAGUGGGUUGGGGGCCUUUCCCAGGAUCGGGUGCUCAGGUGCCUAAUAAGGUGCCAGACUCCAGGCCCUGUGAUGGCAACUGCUCUGCCUGAUGAAAAUAUUUAAAAGACGCAGGACAACUGAGCCUGGCAAGGGAACAGGGAGAUGUGGUGGACGAUAGAGGAGAGAAGGCAUUCUUCAGAAGGGAACAGGGGCCUUUGGGAUGAGUUCCAGGGGUCAGGAGGAGAAAGGGGUGAGCAGCAGAGGCCUGGCAAGGAAGGGGAGGGCUGGGAAGCCGAAUGGGGUGGCAGCAAGCCUGGGAUAAAAGAGGAGGUUGCAGCCUCCACGUCUAAUGGUAGCAAGCAGCUGGCUGCGGCUCACAGCCAGGGCAUCAUGCUGCCCAUACGAUGGACGUCUAGCUCCAGCUGGAUAUCACAGGUGCUGGCCUCGGAGCUCAGCCUGAUCGCCUUCAUCCUGCUGCUUGUGAUGGCCUUCUCCAAGAAAUGGCUGAACCUCUCCGGAAGCCGCUUCUACCAGCGCUGGCCGGUGAAUGUCACUGCCAUGAUCCACACCAAGGCCCAUAUCAUGUCCAUGGGGCUCCUGCAGAUUUGCAAAUCCAGGAGCUGUUACACCCUAGAGCAUGGGAAAGUCACCUUCAUUUUCUUCACCCUCAUGUUGUUUCCGAUUAACCUCUGGAUCUUUGAGUGGAAGAGGAAUUUAUCGAUUCCCAUUGGCUGGAGCUAUUUCAUUGGUUGGCUGGUGUUUCUCCUAUAUGUCACCUGUGCCAUCCUUUGCUACUUCAACCAAAAAAAUUUCUGGAGUCUGGUUCUGACGCAUCCCUUUGACACCGUGUCGUGCAGGAGCAGUUUCGGCUCCACCAGAGGCUCCCUGAGUGAGAACACAGAGAUCAUAGGCAGCCAGAUGGAACCCCCGAACUCUGAGAAAAAAGAAGACGUCCCUGUAACCAUUUCUGAGGGCUCCUAG
Messenger RNA from Loxodonta africana (African savanna elephant), 1782 nucleotides. RefSeq names its product outer dense fiber of sperm tails 4 (gene ODF4). Lineage: Eukaryota; Metazoa; Chordata; Mammalia; Proboscidea; Elephantidae. Bases 964 to 1782 code for a protein of 272 amino acids. The transcript has 3 exons. The record is from RefSeq and is a predicted model, not a curated record.